This is a messenger RNA of Phytophthora sojae, 1963 nucleotides long. RefSeq lists its product as hypothetical. Gene Ontology annotation, biological process: mRNA splicing, via spliceosome. The record is from RefSeq and is a predicted model, not a curated record. Gene Ontology annotation, cellular component: spliceosomal complex. NCBI's taxonomy places the organism in Eukaryota, Oomycota, Peronosporomycetes, Peronosporales, Peronosporaceae. The transcript has a single exon. Gene Ontology annotation, molecular function: ATP binding; zinc ion binding; RNA helicase activity. Bases 274 to 1908 code for a protein of 544 amino acids.
GAGGAGCCGCUGUACGUGCCGCUCAAGGUGCGGCGCCAGCGCGAGCAGGAGCGACUGCAGCGGCGCCGCCAGCAGCUGCAGGAGCGCAUCCAGCACGAGCGCAGCGACAACGACAGCGACAGCGACUCGGAGGGCGAGCGGCCGCCCCGCAGCAAGCGGCCGAAGCCGUCGAGCCCUCCGUCGCCGUCCGCCGCCGCCGGCCAUGACGAUGCUUCUCCGCCGCCGACGCAGCCGCAGCGCUCGAGCGUGAGUCUGCUGGACCAGGCGUACGAGAUGCGCAAGCGCAUGGAGGAGCAGGGCGUGAACCAGCAGAAGGCGCAGCAGGACGCGCAGGAGGUCAACAUGCUCAAGGAGGCCAGCUACGUGCAGAAGGCGGCGCUGGUGUCGGCCCACGAGCGCGCCGAGGGGAUCCACUACAAGGAGGCCAUGCAGACCACGUGGAGGCCGCCGCGCAGCAUCGCGGCCAUGACGCCGGACGAGUGCGACGCCGUGCGCAAGAAGUGGCACAUCCUGGUGGAGGGCGAGGACGUGCCGCCGCCCAUCAAGUCGUUCGAGUACAUGCGCUUCCCGCCGGCCAUUCUGGAGGCGCUCAAGGCCAAGAACAUCAUGCGGCCCACGCCCAUCCAGGUGCAGGCCAUCCCGUGCAUCCUCGCGGGGCGCGACAUCAUCGGCAUCGCCUUCACGGGCUCCGGCAAGACCGUGACGUUCACGCUGCCGCUGGUGAUGCUGGCGCUCGAGGAGGAGAAGAAGAUGCCCAUCAUCGGACACGAAGGCCCCUUCGGCCUCAUUGUGGGACCGUCCCGAGAGCUCAUGCGGCAGACGUUCGACGUCGUCAAGCACUUCACGAACCACUUGUUCAAGGCUGGAUACCCGGAGCUGCGGAGUCUGCUGUGCAUCGGAGGAGAAGACAAGCGCCAGCAGUCGGAUCUGAUCGCCAGUCGUGGCGUGCACAUUGUGGUGGCGACUCCAGGCCGGCUGAACCACUUCCUGAAGCUCAAGGAGAUGAACCUGCGCCUGUGCAAGUACAUUUGCUUGGACGAAGGCGACCGGAUGUUGGACCUGGGCUUCGACGAGGAGGUGGCCACGACCUUCAACCACUUCACAAGUCAGCGACAGACGCUGCUGUUCUCAGCCACGAUGCCUCAGAAGUUCCAGGACUUCGCCAAGGAUGUGCUGGUCAAACCUGUGCUAGUCAACGUCGGUCGUGCCGGUGCUGCUAACCUGGACGUGAUCCAGGAGGUGGAGUACGUGAAGCAGGACGCCAAGAUCGUGUACCUGCUCGAGUGUCUGCAGAAGACGAGCCCUCCUGUUGUCAUUUUCUGCGAACGCAAGGGCGACGUCGACGAUAUCUACGAAUAUCUCAUCCUCAAGGGCGUCGAGGCCGCCUCGAUCCACGGUGGCAAGGACCAGGAGGAGCGUAAUGAGGCCAUCGACCUGUUCAAGAACGGCCAGAAGGACGUCCUGGUAGCGACGGAUGUGGCCGCCAAGGGUCUCGACUUCCCCGAUAUCAAGCACGUCAUCAACUUCGACAUGCCGGCAGAGAUCGAGAACUACGUGCAUCGAAUCGGUCGUACAGGUCGUUGCGGUAAGACAGGCGUGGCGACGACAUUCAUCAACAAGAGUGUGCCCGAGAGUGCUCUGCUGGAUCUGAAGCACCUGCUGGUCGAGGCCAAGCAAACGGUGCCGCCUGUGCUCAAGGCAUUGGAGGAUCCCUACGAAGAGUUGGAGCGCAGUGGUGAUGGUCUUUCCAACGCUACAGGCACUAAGGGCUGUGCGUUCUGUGGUGGUCUGGGUCACCGCAUCACCGACUGUCCGAAGGUGGACUCGCAGGUGCGGAAGAUUGGCGCUGGCAAGCGCGACUUCCUCGCCGGAAAGAGCGAAGGCUACGGCGGAGACUCGCUCGGUUAAGAGAACUGAUAGCAAUGCAUCACAUAAUCUACUUCCAAGUAUCCAUGAGCACACG